Pocillopora damicornis (cauliflower coral) is the source of this 1476-nucleotide messenger RNA. RefSeq lists its product as uncharacterized. The record is from RefSeq and is a predicted model, not a curated record. NCBI's taxonomy places the organism in Eukaryota, Metazoa, Cnidaria, Anthozoa, Scleractinia, Pocilloporidae.
CAAGAAUUCAAGCAAAUUCAGCGAGAAUCGCCCUCCACCAUUUGAACAGAUCUGAUUUCUGAGCCAUUUUAAGUGUUUGCUCUUAAAAAUAAAAGAAAUGAGGAAACAAAACGCAAAAUAUGCCUUUUUGGAGAUUUGCCGCAGCUUCUUCUAUGCAUUGGUCUUCGUUGGGCUGUUGUCGUGGUUGACAUUCCUCUCCUUGGAUCACAUUCAAAUCAGGCAAAGAUUGUCUGUGAUUGAUCAUAGAAUAGACAGAUUUGAACGGAAGUUUGAGGAGAUCAUUCCAACGAGACAGUCCAACAAAAGGAGUAAUGGCGCUAAAACUUUGCAUGACAGGGAUAAGAGAGACGUCUUAAGCCUUGAAAGUCUCGAGAAACGACUUAAGGCUCUAGAAUUUAGGGCUGCCAUGAAAAACCAGUCCAUUAGUAGAGACGACGGAAGAUCUCGAAAAUCACAGGGUGGAGGAUGGGAUGAACGGGAUGGCAGAAGUAUUCCCGACGUUUUCCUAAGAUUUCCUGGAACACCAGGGAUGCCAGGACUACCAGGUCGUGACGGGCGAGAUGGCAGACAAGGACCUCCUGGUCCAAAAGGAGAUAAUGGUCCUCAUGGAAAACUUGGGAGGCAAGGAGAUCCGGGACCUAAAGGACAAAAGGGACAAGAAGGGCAGGGGAGGUCUGGAGUCAGUUACGUGCGCUGGGGCCGGACAAGCUGUGAGAGAGAUGCUCAGAUUGUGUAUUCGGGCUUCGUGGGGAGUGGUCACCAAAGUCACACAGGAGGAGAAGUAAAUCAUAUAUGCCUGCCAAACCAACCAAAAUAUGGAAAGUACACCGAUCAUUUUGAAAGGACGGGGGCCAUCUAUGGCACUGAGUAUGAAGUGAGCUCAUUUAAUCCUUUCAAAAGAAAUGUGCAUAAUCACGACGUCCCCUGUGCUGUGUGCUUUAUCGGUUCAAGAGGUACACAACUCAUGAUGCCCGCAAGGGAUGACUGCCCUAAUGGCUGGCACGAAGAGUAUCAUGGUUACCUUAUGACAGCACAUUGGGACGACAAAAAGCCCAGUAAUUUCAUAUGUGUUGAUUCGGAUCCAGAGUCGGUACCAGGAAGUUUUGGCAGUCAUGAUGGUGCAUUGUUGUAUCUGGUGCAAGCUAGUUGUUGGUAUUUCUCAUCGUGUCCGCCCUAUUACCAAGGGCGAGAACUCACAUGCGCAGUCUGCUCAAAAUAACUAUUGGUACGAGAGUUAUUAAUUUGAUAGCUGGGUCGACAAAAACAACGUUUCCAGGAAAAACUUAACUUUUAGGAGGUUAGAAAAAUAAAUCGACAAGAACCAGAUAAAGUAACACUUCCAUAAAACUUAAAAAUUUUCACUUCGUUACCAUAUCUGCGUUUCGUUACAGCGCCUAGGUAGACCGAUCACUUGUUAUGUUCGGUCACAAAAUUUCUGAUGAUUGCUUUUCAAUAAACACAAACAUUACCAAGCUA